Molecule: messenger RNA, 1045 nt
Organism: Gossypium raimondii (Peruvian cotton)
Lineage: Eukaryota; Viridiplantae; Streptophyta; Magnoliopsida; Malvales; Malvaceae
Exons: 7
Coding region: 208-798 (196 amino acids)
Source: RefSeq, a predicted model, not a curated record
CAGUUUCUUUUCACCCACGAAGGUUUUAUCGUUUUGUUGUUCGCAGCCUUGGCACCCAAAUCAUCGCAGUUUUGCAAUAUAGUUUCCCCCUUUUAUUUCCCUUGUACGAAGAAACAACAUUGAAAACCCUAACCCUAGCCACAUCUUCACCCAAAUCUUUAAUUAUUUGCGCUUUUCUCAUCAAAAUUCAUCAAAUCAUCGGAAUCGAUGGCAGCUAAACCGCUUACAAGUGAAGCAAUCGCUCUGACAGAAAAGAAGAUGGACAUGACAUUGGAUGAUAUCAUUAGAAUGUCAAAAACUAGUUCAAAUAAAACCAAGAAGCAGCAAAGGGUACUGAAUAAAGGUCAGAAACCUUUUAAUAAUGCUGCUAAAGCAAAGGCUUUGAAGGUUCAACAGUAUAUGGAUUCGCGGUCCUCUGUCAGACAGGGAUUUCUAGCUCAAAGAAGAUCAAACAUCCCGGGGAAUCAAUUUCCUUUGGCAGCUGAGGCUGCACGCAGGGCUGCAGUUGCCCCAGUUCGAAUUAAGAAUGUAAAUGGUGUCAGGGUGGCUAAUUUGAACAAACCUAGGACUGGAGUACCACCUGUUCAGAGGAGGGCUAAGAAUGGAGGUUUUGCAGCAAAGCCACGCCAGCACCAGCCGCAACAGCAACAAGGAGGGAAUGUUGUUACAAAGCAAAGGCCUCAUACACUGGAUUCGUUGUUUGCCAAUAUGAAAAAAGAGCGAAUGAAUGGUCCUGCACAACGUAACGGCAGCAGUCGACAAAGAAUGCCAUGGAGAAGAGGCCGAUUUGGCAACUGAUGGUGUUGUGAGACGAAGCAUUCCCUCUGCUGCUGGACAAGCUGUCUCGUCUUUUUUGGGCGAUGCAUGUUUUUCUUACUUUCGCCAUCAAAAUAAACUCGCUUAUUCGAGCAUUUUACGUGAGAAAGUGACAUUUCAGUUGUAUAGUGAUUUUCCUUCGUUUUCUAUUGGCUCGUGGACUGUACCCCUUGAGAAUUGAUACAAAUAGGGUUGUUCAUUUUGUUAAUUCAGUUAAAAUUUUAACCUA